This is a messenger RNA of Phoenix dactylifera (date palm), 2021 nucleotides long. The record is from RefSeq and is a predicted model, not a curated record. NCBI's taxonomy places the organism in Eukaryota, Viridiplantae, Streptophyta, Magnoliopsida, Arecales, Arecaceae.
AUGCACGUAUUAUAAUAUUUUUUCUAAAAUAAAUGUAUCAUACGUUACAGAUAUGAAUACAACUAAAAAAAUUAAAAAAUAAUAGAUUUUGGAGUCAGGUAACCCUCUCGCCUCCACCCAAAGGUUAUGGAUCAGAGAUAUGAGAUUCCCUUGCUUCCUUCAUCUGCUGCCAACCGUGCAGAAUGGAGCCUUUCGCUUGUAUAGCCCUGCACCCCCAUUGUCGGGUAUAUAAAGCUUAUAGAUCAGAGAGAACAUAAAGAGCUGAGGAGGAAAAAGGAGAGGAAGAAGAUGGAAGGUGCUCAGUGGGACACUUUGCUCCCAUUCUUUGUUGCAGGAUUUGUGAGCUUCGCUGUGUUCUACCUCUCUAACAUCCUCUGGCUAAGGCCAGAAAAGAUCAGAAACAAACUGAGGAGCCAAGGGAUAAAGGGUCCUUCCCCUUCCCUCCUCUACGGGAACAUAUUAGAUAUGAGGAGGAUCGUCAAGGAGGAGAAGGAGACCCAAAAGGGUGGCAGUCGGCAUGUAUCAGCCAGUUAUACCUCUGCUCUGUUUCCUUACUUCAUUACGUGGAGGAAGGAAUAUGGUCCAAUAUUUAUGUACUCAACGGGAAGCAUACAACUAUUGCAUGUAAGUCACCCUGAUAUCGUGAAGGAGAUAAGCCUCUGCAAGUCUUUAGAUUUAGGGAGGCCUUCAUACAUACAGAAAGAACGCGGAGCUCUUUUUGGUCGGGGCAUUAUAGCAUCAAAUGGUGCUGUUUGGGCUCACCAGAGGAAAAUUAUAGCACCAGAGUUCUUCAUGGACAAGGUUAAGCACAUGGUGGACUUAAUUGUGGAGGCCACAAUUCCAUUUUUGGAGUCAUGGGAGAGCCUGCUUGAGAGUGAGGGAGGCACUAGAGAAAUUGUAGUGGAUGAAGAUUUAAGAAGCUUUUCAGCAGAUGUAAUCUCCAGAGCUUCUUUCGGAAGUAGCUAUGCUAAAGGUGAAGAAAUAUUUUUUAGACUUAGGCAACUUCAGAAGGCAAUGUCCAAGUCAAGCAUACUUAUCGGGAUUCCUGGCUUAAGAGGAAAGUAUAAUGAGAGAAAGGAAGUGGAAGGACCCUCUCUCUUUCUCUCUUCUUCUUUCUUCCCGACGGAAAGGGGAGAAGGGGGCUCGGCCGUAGGUGGCCCACGGCCGGCGACGUUCCCUGGUCGUCGGCCUGUGUGGUGGUGCCGGCGGUGCCACGCCCGGCGAUGGCCGGCCGGAACGAGAGAGGAGAAGGCCGAACAAGGCAUCGGCUUCUCCAUCAACCCGGCGGCUUCCCGGCUACAUUCCCAAGGAAACAGGGGCCAAAAGCGAUGGAGGAGGAGGAGGAGAUGCUUACCUUGCCUCCGGCGAGGUCCUCCCGACCGGAUCGACGGCGAAAGCUCCGAUCCUUCCCGCGGCAAGUUGACUAUGGUGAUCAGAGAGACUCUUCGCCUCUAUCCUCCAGCAGCGCUUCUGGUACGAGAGGCUUUUCAAGACAUGAAGCUUGGAGGCAUCUAUAUUCCAAAAGGCAUCACUCUAUCAGUCCUGAUAUCAGUCCUGCACCAUGACCCAGAGUUCUGGGAACCCGAUGCUGAUGAGUUCAACCCCGAGAGGUUUGCGCAUGGCAUCAGCAGUGCUUGCAAAUCUGCUCAUGCAUACAUACCAUUUGGUAUCGGGAUUCGCACGUGUGCAGGUCAGAACUUUGCUAUGCUAGAACUGAAGAUUGUCCUCUCUCUUCUUCUGUCAAAGUUUAGCUUCUCUCCAUCGCCAAAAUAUAUCCAUUCUCCAGCAUUUAGAUUGACUGUAGAGCCUGAGUUUGGUGUACCACUUAUUGUAAAGAAGUUGUAACUGUCAUAAUGGUAUGGUGUUCGAAGGUCAUGACUCUUUAGCGAGCCUGUUUCGCUGAUGAUUUCGGGUAUAUAUUUCAUGAACAUUUUGGUCUUGAUUUGAUAAUCAACUGAGUUGAUAGAAAUAGUCAACUAUUUAGCUUACAGAAAAGAAAAGGUAAAUUGCUGAUUUAUAUA